UAUGGGACGUGGUAGUAGAACCGCCGCUUCCCGUUCACUGUUUAGUUGAGGGGCGCGUCCCAGUAGAGGUCGUUACCUUGGCCCCGUACCUUCUCCGCCUCGGAGGACCCGCCUGGGUGCGGGCGGGCUCGGUCCGGCACUGCGCUGAAAAAAGAUGACGGCAAUCAAGCAUGCAUUACAGAGAGACAUUUUCACACCAAAUGAUGAGCGCUUGCUGAGCAUUGUGAAUGUCUGCAAAGCAGGAAAAAAGAAAAAGAACUGUUUUUUGUGUGCCACAGUAACAACUGAACGCCCUGUGCAGGUGAAGGUGGUCAAAGUCAAGAAAUCUGAUAAGGGAGAUUUCUACAAAAGGCAGAUUGCUUGGGCCCUUCGAGACCUUGCUAUGGUAGAUGCCAAAGAUGCUAUUAAGGAAAAUCCUGAAUUUGAUUUACAUUUUGAAAAAAUAUAUAAAUGGGUUGCCAGUAGCACUGCUGAAAAGAAUGCGUUUAUUUCAUGCAUUUGGAAAUUGAAUCAGCGGUAUCUCCGGAAGAAAAUUGAUUUUGUCAAUGUUAGCUCACAGCUUUUGGAAGAAUCUGUUCCAAGUGGAGAAAAUCAGAGUGUAACAGGAGGUGAUGAAGAAGCAGUAGAUGAAUACCAAGAGUUAAACGCAAGAGAAGAACAGGAUAUUGAAAUAAUGAUGGAAGGCUGUGAAUAUGCAAUCUCUAAUGCCGAGGCCUUUGCUGAAAAGUUGUCCCGAGAGCUGCAGGUGUUAGAUGGGGCCAACAUCCAGUCAAUCAUGGCCUCUGAAAAGCAAGUGAACAUCCUGAUGAAGUUGCUGGAUGAGGCUCUAAAGGAGGUGGAUCAGAUUGAAUUGAAACUGAGCAGUUAUGAGGAAAUGCUCCAAAGUGUAAAAGAACAAAUGGAUCAGAUAUCUGAAAGCAACCACCUAAUUCAUCUUAGUAACACUAAUAAUGUCAAACUCCUAUCCGAGAUAGAGUUUCUUGUGAACCACAUGGACUUGGCCAAAGGUCAUAUAAAGGCUCUUCAGGAAGGAGAUCUUGCAUCUUCCAGAGGCAUUGAAGCCUGCACCAAUGCUGCUGAUGCGCUUCUGCAGUGCAUGAACGUAGCUCUUCGGCCAGGCCAUGACAUGCUUCUGGCAGUCAAACAGCAGCAACAGCGUUUCAGUGAUUUGCGUGAGCAGUUUGCCCGGAGACUGGCCAGUCACCUCAACAAUGUUUUUGUUCAACAGGGUCACGAUCAGAGUUCAACUCUUGCUCAACACUCUGUUGAACUGACUUUACCCAAUCAUCAUCCAUUUCAUAGAGAUUUGCUCCGAUAUGCGAAGCUGAUGGAGUGGCUAAAGAAUACAGAUUAUGGAAAAUAUGAGGGACUAACAAAGAAUUACAUGGAUUAUUUAUCACGACUGUAUGAGCGAGAAAUCAAAGAUUUUUUUGAAGUUGCAAAGAUCAAGAUGACAGGCACAACUAAAGAAAGCAAGAAGUUUGCUACACUGCCUCGAAAAGAAAGUGCUGUCAAACAGGAAACAGAGAGUCUUCAUGGAAGUUCUGGGAAAUUAACUGGAUCUACUUCUAGUCUAAAUAAACUCAGCGUUCAGAGUUCAGGGAAUCGCAGGUCUCAGUCGUCUUCCUUGCUGGAUAUGGGAAACAUGUCAACCUCUGAUCUUGAUGUCGCUGACAGAACCAAAUUUGAUAAGAUCUUUGAACAAGUACUAAGUGAACUGGAGCCCCUAUGUCUAGCAGAACAGGACUUCAUAAGUAAAUUUUUCAAACUGCAGCAACAUCAAAGUAUGCCUGGAACUAUGACUGAAGCAGAGGACCUGGAUGGAGGAACAUUAUCACGGCAACAUAAUUCUGGCACACCACUACCUGUUUCAUCUGAGAAAGAUAUGAUCCGCCAAAUGAUGAUUAAAAUAUUUCGCUGCAUUGAGCCAGAACUGAACAACCUAAUCGCAUUAGGAGAUAAAAUUGAUAGCUUUAAUUCCCUUUACAUGCUAGUCAAAAUGAGUCAUCAUGUAUGGACUGCACAAAAUGUGGACCCUGCUUCCUUUCUAAGUACUACAUUGGGAAAUGUUUUGGUGACUGUCAAAAGGAAUUUUGACAAAUGCAUUAGUAACCAAAUAAGGCAAAUGGAAGAAGUCAAGAUCUCAAAGAAGAGUAAAGUAGGAAUUCUUCCAUUUGUUGCUGAAUUUGAAGAAUUUGCUGGACUUGCAGAAUCAAUCUUUAAAAAUGCUGAGCGUCGUGGAGAUCUAGAUAAAGCAUAUACCAAACUUAUCAGAGGAGUAUUUGUUAAUGUGGAGAAAGUAGCAAAUGAAAGUCAGAAGACCCCCAGGGAUGUGGUUAUGAUGGAAAACUUUCACCAUAUUUUUGCAACUCUUUCUCGUUUGAAAAUCUCAUGUCUAGAAGCUGAAAAAAAAGAAGCCAAACAAAAAUACACAGAUCACCUUCAGUCUUAUGUCAUUUACUCUUUAGGACAACCUCUUGAAAAACUAAAUCAUUUCUUUGAAGGUGUUGAAGCUCGUGUAGCACAAGGUAUAAGAGAGGAAGAAGUAAGCUACCAACUUGCAUUUAAUAAACAAGAACUUCGUAAAGUUAUUAAAGAGUAUCCUGGAAAGGAAGUGAAAAAAGGUCUAGAUAACCUCUACAAGAAGGUUGAUAAACAUUUAUGUGAAGACGAAAACUUACUUCAGGUGGUAUGGCACUCCAUGCAAGAUGAAUUUAUACGCCAGUACAAGCACUUUGAAGGUUUAAUAGCUCGCUGUUAUCCUGGAUCUGGUGUUACAAUGGAAUUCACUAUUCAGGACAUCUUGGAUUAUUGCUCCAGCAUUGCACAGUCCCACUAAAGCUCAUGAAAGAAGACAAGAUAAACUAAUAAAGCACUCUAAGUACACCAGACACUUCGGAAAAAUCAGCCUACUGCUUUGAGAACCCAGACUUAACAUUUUAUGUAUUAUUAAAUGUCAGAAAAAGGGGCAAUACAGUCUACAAGUAUUUUAAGUACAAAAGUACAAACCUAUAUAGUGGUUUUAUUUGCACAAUAGGUUGUGUACUAACAAAGUAUUUAUCUCAUAAAAUGCUUUUAGCCUUUUUCUGUCAAUGAAGAGGCAAUCUUCCUUUAAUGCCUAGCUUCUUGUGUUUGAGAGUUGUUACCCUUUGUGUAAUGAAUUGGAGUUCUUCAGCUUUCAUUAAUUCCCUACUGCUUACAAAUCAUGUAACUACUAAAGUAUUGUACAAAAUUGUUUUUUUUCCCUUUGUCUAAUAUAUGUGGAUAAGUGAACUCGUGAUGAUCAGUGGUAAACUUGGAUUUUCAGGAUUAUAUGACUCUGUAGCACUGAAUAUACCAAUCUGAAAUAAAGGAAUUUUCAAAAAAAAUUGGCAUUUGAUAAUGUUAGUCUUAAGUCUGUUAUGUGUUAUAUUCUGUAUAAAAGCAAGUUCUUACAAAAUAGUAUACAAAAAUUAAUUGCAUAGCCAUACACAAGAAAACACUUAAAAAUGUAAUAAAAAAGAUGCCAUUUAUAAUAGCAUCAAACAUACUUAGUAUUUAGUAUUCUAUGAACUCUCUGAAUCAUGUAAAAUCAGUCUUAUAAUAUGGAAUAUUGGGGAUCUAGUGGUGGACAAUAGCUAGUGAGGGGAAAUGAUAUGCUAAUAUGUUCAGGUAUGUUAAUGAAGGUGAAUUCAAAGGUAUGGUAAUGGAUAGGAUUGACGAUUGUUAAUUGGAUUAUAAGCAUCAAAGCUGUAUUGAAAGCGAAUAGGAUUGAAAGGGGUGGUUUAAAGGCAUUUUUCCCACACAGCACCACAAAUAUAGAUAGGUGCUUGCAUGAUAUACUUCUAAAGUAUGACACUAGCACAGAGAGUUGACAACAGAAGGGUAUAUGGAAAAAAUCUACAUAUUGCAUACUAGGGACUAUAAAUUAUAGGAAUACCAUAAUAGUACUACACAAACACUAGGGACAAAUAAUUAAGGGCUGACGAGCUACAAGAUGUUUUGGGUCAUGAGAAUUGUUUAAAAUGAAGAGUAAGGAGGGUUGCACACUAAGUGAUAAUGUGAGAUAUGGAUGGAUUAUCAUGGACAUAACAUGCUAUGUGAAUUUAGGAACCCCCUGCUUUAUAAGUCAAGCCCUCGAUCUUGAGGCUUACUCGGGUGAAACUUAUGGUUGUAAAGGGAAGGUUAAGCCCAUCUAUAAGUAUGCCUAGGAGUCACCUCCAGAGAACCUCCUUUGUUGCUCAAAUGUGGGCUCCCUCUCUCUAAGCCUAACUUUGCAAAGAAAUUGAUCACCCUUCCCCCGACGUGGAGCAGGACCCCCCAGAUGAAUGAGUCUUCCUGGCGGUGUGGGAUACAGAUUCCACAAAUGAGCCUGACCCUCGCAUUGAGGGAUUGAGAAUGCUUUUUUGACCAAAAGGGGGGAAAGAAAGGCAACAAAAUAAGGUUUUAGUGGCUAAGAGAAUUCAAAUAGAAUCAAGAGGCUGUCCUGGAGGUUACUCCUGUGCAAGCUUUACCUAUAUAUGCCAAAUGACCACAGUAUGAUAAGCCCAAGUCAGCAGUUGUCACCAAAACCUUAAUCCCUAUCUGAGACUCCAUAAAGGUUUCACUCACUAAGUUUAUUCUUCAGAAACUUAAAUUCUUCAGAGAACUCAUGCCAGCAAAGUCCCCAAACCCAGAGGCAAUAGCCUCUUCAAGAACAACUAGAUGUGUCCGCUUUUCUCAUGGACACCCCUUCUUAACAUGAACAACUUAGGGUGGUCACUACCUAGACAUCCCUGAAGAUUGGGAAAGAGGUUAAACUAGAGGAAGGGGUAGCAACAGACAAGAUGGAAUUUAACAAAGAGUUAGGAAUA
Molecule: messenger RNA, 4832 nt
Organism: Choloepus didactylus (southern two-toed sloth)
Lineage: Eukaryota; Metazoa; Chordata; Mammalia; Pilosa; Megalonychidae
Gene: EXOC1
Product: exocyst complex component 1
Biological process (GO): Golgi to plasma membrane transport; exocytosis
Cellular component (GO): exocyst; plasma membrane
Molecular function (GO): phosphatidylinositol-4,5-bisphosphate binding
Source: RefSeq, a predicted model, not a curated record